This is a messenger RNA of Styela clava, 17034 nucleotides long. NCBI's taxonomy places the organism in Eukaryota, Metazoa, Chordata, Ascidiacea, Stolidobranchia, Styelidae. The record is from RefSeq and is a predicted model, not a curated record.
AUGGUGUUUCUGCUAAAUGCCUGGAAGGAAGGAAGCAAAUACCCAUCAAAAAGAGAUUCUUCAGAUCUUGUCAGAUUAGAUGCUUUGAAUAUAAGGGAAGUGAUUCUUGAGUUCAAUUAUACAUUUGCAGCCUCUGACAGUGGUGAUGUAGCUAAUCAAACAUUUUGUCUUGGAAUUGUUUAUCCUGCCAAUUGUAAUAAUUACUAUGGCCCUCAUUCUGUUGAAUGUCUGGGAACAAUUUGGUUGUCCGCUAAAUGUUUGGAAGAAGGAAGUAAAUAUCCCGAAAAAAGAGAUGGAGCUGAACUGGUUCGAUUGGAUGAAUUAGAUUUAAGGUUUGGAUCUUUUGCAAUAUUUGAAUAUAUUUUAUCCUGCAAUUGUACAAAUUACUAUGGUCCACAUUCUAUUGACUGCUUGAAAACAAUAUGGUUGUCUGCUAAAUGCCUGGAAGAAGGAAGCAAAUACCCAUCAAAAAGAGAUUCUUCAGAUCUUGAGAGAUUGGAUGCUUUGAAUAUAAGAGAAGUGAUCCUUGAGUUCAAUUAUACAUUUGCAGCCUCUGACAGUGGUGAUGUAGCUAAUCAAACAUUUGUUUGGAAUGGUACGCAAAGAAGCAAAUACCCAUCAAAAAGAGAUCCUUCAGAUCUUGUCAGAUUAGAUGCUUUGAAUAUAAGGGAAGUGGUUCUUGAGUUCAAUUACACAUUUGCAACUGCUGACAAUGGUGAUGUAUCUAAUCAAACAUUUUGUCUUGGCAUUGUUUAUCCAACCAAUUGUAUUAAUUACUAUGGCCCUCAUUCUGUUGAAUGUCUGGAAACAAUUUGGUUGUCCGCUAAAUGUUUAGAAGAAGGAAGUAAAUAUCCAGAAAAAAGAGAUGAAGCUGAACUAGUUCGAUUGGAUGAAUUAGAUUUAAGACAAGUUAUUGAUGAGUUUAAUCAAACAUUUAUCGCUGCGGAUAAUGGAGAUUCAGAUAACCAGACGUUUUGUCUCGGAAUUGUGUAUCCUGCCAAUUGUACAAAUUACUAUGGUCCACAUUCUAUUGACUGCUUGAAGACAAUAUGGUUGUCUGCUAAAUGCCUGGAAGAAGGAAUCAAAUACCCAGAAAAAAGAGAUUCUGCAGAUCUUGCUAGAUUAGAUGAUUUGAAUAUAAGGGAAAUAAUUCUCGAGUUCAAUUACACAUUUGCAACUGCUGACAGUGGUGAUGUGUCUAAUCAAACAUUUUGUCUUGGCAUUGUUUAUCCAACCGAUUGUAAUAAUUACUAUGGCCCUCAUUCUGUGGAAUGUCUGGAAACAAUUUGGUUGUCCGCUAAAUGUUUGGAAGAAGGAAGCAAAUAUCCAGAAAAAAGAGAUGAAGCUGGACUAGUUCGAUUGGAUGAAUUAAAUUUAAGACAAGUUAUUGAUGAAUUCAAUGAAACAUUUAUCUCUGCAGAUAAUGGAGAUUCGGACAACCAGACCUUUUGUCUUGGAAUUGCUUAUCCUGUCAAUUGUACAAAUUACUAUGGUCCACAUUCUAUUGACUGCUUGAAAACAAUAUGGUUGUCUGCUAAAUGCCUGGAAGAAGGAAGCAAAUACCCAUCAAAAAGAGAUUCUUCAGAUCUUGAGAGAUUGGAUGCUUUGAAUAUAAGAGAAGUGAUCCUUGAGUUCAAUUAUACAUUUGCAGCCUCUGACAGUGGUGAUGUAGCUAAUCAAACAUUUUGUCUUGGAAUCGGUACGCAACAAGUUAUUGAUGAGUUUAAUCAAACAUUUAUCGCUGCAGAUAAUGGAGAUUCAGAUAACCAGACGUUUUGUCUUGGAAUCGUGUAUCCUGCCGAUUGUACAAAUUACUAUGGUCCACAUUCUAUUGACUGCUUGAAGACAAUAUGGUUGUCUGCUAAAUGCCUGGAAGAAGGAAGCAAAUACCCAGAAAAAAGAGAUUCUGCAGAUCUUGCUAGAUUAGAUGCUUUGAAUAUAAGGGAAAUGAUUCUCGAGUUCAAUUACACAUUCGCAACUGCUGACAGUGGUGAUGUAUCUAAUCAAACAUUUUGUCUUGGCAUUGUUUAUCCAACCGAUUGUAUUAAUUACUAUGGCCCUCAUUCUGUUGAAUGUUUGGAAACAAUUUGGUUGUCCGCUAAAUGCUUAGAAGAAGGAAGCAAAUAUCCAGAAAAAAGAGAUGGGGCGGAACUAGUUCGAUUGGAUGAAUUAAAUUUAAGACAAGUUGCUGAUGAAUUCAAUGAAACAUUUAUUGCUGCAGAUAAUGGAGAUUCGGACAACCAGACCUUUUGUCUUGGAAUUGCUUAUCCUGCCAAUUGUACAAAUUACUAUGGUCCACAUUCUAUUGACUGCUUGAAAACAAUAUGGUUGUCUGCUAAAUGCCUGGAAGAAGGAAGCAAAUAUCCAUCAAAAAGAGAUUCUUCAGAUCUUGAGAGAUUGGAUGCUUUGAAUAUAAGAGAAGUGAUCCUUGAGUUCAAUUAUACAUUUGCAGCCUCUGACAGUGGUGAUGUAGCUAAUCAAACAUUUUGUCUUGGAAUCGUUUAUCCUGCCAAUUGUAAUAAUUACUAUGGCCCUCAUUCUGUUGAAUGUCUGGAAACAAUUUGGUUGUCCGCUAAAUGUUUGGAAGAAGGAAGCAAAUAUCCCGAAAAAAGAGAUGGAGCUGAACUGGUUCGAUUGGAUGAAUUAGAUUUAAGACAAGUUAUUGAUGAAUUCAAUGAAACAUUUAUCGCUGCAGAUAAUGGAGAUUUAGACAACCAGACAUUUUGUCUUGGAAUUGUUUAUCCUGCCAAUUGUACAAAUUACUAUGGUCCACAUUCUAUUGACUGCUUGAAGACAAUAUGGUUUUCUGCUAAAUGCCUGGAAGAAGGAAGCAAAUACCCAUCAAAAAGAGAUUCUUCAGAUCUUGUCAGAUUAGAUGCUUUGAAUAUAAGGGAAGUGAUUCUUGAGUUUAAUUACACAUUUGCAACUGCUGACAAUGGUGAUAUAUCUAAUCAAACAUUUUGUCUUGGCAUUGUUUAUCCAACCGAUUGUAUUAAUUACUAUGGCCCUCAUUCUGUUGAAUGUCUGGAAACAAUUUGGUUGUCCGCUAAAUGUUUAGAAGAAGGAAGCAAAUAUCCAGAAAAAAGAGAUGAAACUGAACUAGUUCGAUUGGAUGAAUUAAAUUUAAGACAAGUUAUUGAUGAAUUCAAUGAAACAUUUAUCGCUGCAGAUAAUGGAGAUUCGGACAACCAGACCUUUUGUCUUGGAAUUGCUUAUCCUGCCAAUUGUACAAAUUACUAUGGUCCACAUUCUAUUGACUGCUUGAAGACAAUAUGGUUUUCUGCUAAAUGCCUGGAAGAAGGAAGCAAAUAUCCAUCAAAAAGAUAUUCUUCAGAUCUUGAGAGAUUGGAUGCUUUGAAUAUAAGGGAAGUGAUUCUUGAGUUCAAUUAUACAUUUGCAGCCUCUGACAGUGGUGAUGUAGCUAAUCAAACAUUUUGUCUUGGAAUUGUUUAUCCUGCCAAUUGUAAUAAUUACUAUGGCCCUCAUUCUGUUGAAUGUCUGGAAACAAUUUGGUUGUCCGCUAAAUGUUUGGAAGAAGGAAGUAAAUAUCCCGUAAAAAGAGAUGGAGCUGAACUGGUUCGAUUGGAUGAAUUAGAUUUAAGACAAGUUAUUGAUGAGUUUAAUCAAACAUUUAUCGCUGCAGAUAAUGGAGAUUCAGAUAACCAGAAGUUUUGUCUCGGAAUCGUGUAUCCUGCCGAUUGUACAAAUUACUAUGGUCCACAUUCUAUUGACUGCUUGAAGACAAUAUGGUUGUCUGCUAAAUGCCUGGAAGAUGGAAGCAAAUACCCAGAAAAAAGAGAUUCUGCAGAUCUUGCUAGAUUAGAUGCUUUGAAUAUAAGGGAAAUGAUUCUCGAGUUCAAUUACACAUUCGCAACUGCUGACAAUGGUGAUGUGUCUAAUCAAACAUUUUGUCUUGGCAUUGUUUAUCCAACCGAUUGUAUUAAUUACUAUGGCCCUCAUUCUGUUGAAUGUCUGGAAACAAUUUGGUUGUCCGCUAAAUGUUUGAAAGAAGGAAGCAGAUUUCCAGAUAAAAGAGAUGAAAAUGAAUUGGAACGUUUAAAUGAGUUAAAUAUAAGGCAAGUUAUUGCUGAAUUCAAUCAGACAUUCAUUUCUGCUGACAAUGGAGAUUCAGAUAAUCAGACAUUUUGUCUUGGCAUUGUCUUUCCUGUCAACUGCAACAAUUACUAUGGCCCUCACCCUGUCAGUUGUUUGAAAACAAUAUGGUUGUCUGCAAGAUGUCUGCCAGCAGGAACCAAAUAUCCAGGAAAAAGAGAUUCGUUAGAUCUUGCAAGAUUGGAUACUUUAAAUAUAAGGAAAGUUAUUUUGGAAUUUAACAACUCAUUCAGUUCUGCUGACAGCGGUGAUCCUGAUAAUCAGAUUUCUUGCCUCGGUAUUGUUUAUCCUGCUAAUUGUACAAACUACUACGGACCUCAUCCUGUUGUAUGUUUGGAAACAAUAUGGCUAAAUGCAAAAUGUCUGAAUGAUGGAACCAAAUACCCUGAAAAGCGAGAUUUAUCUGAUCUUUCUCGAUUGGAUGAACGAAAUAUAAGAGAGGUGAUUCAAGAAUUUAAUAAUACAUUCAUUGCAGCGGAUGAUGGUGAUCCUCUCAAUCAGACUUUCUGUUUUGGUAUGGUUUUUCCUGGAAACUGUACAAACUACUAUGGUCCUCAUCCUAUGAACUGUUUGAAAACGAUAUGGUUGUCUGUCAAAUGUUUGGAAGAGGGAAGCAAAUAUCCUGAAAAGAGAAGCUUUGAGGAUUUGGAUCGUUUGAAUACUCUGAACAUAAGGGAGGUGACACUUGAAUUCAAUAACACAUUUAUUGCGGCAGAAAAUGAAGAUACAGAUAGUCAAACCUUCUGUAUUGGAAUUGUUUAUCCUGAGAGUUGUUCAAACUAUUAUGGACCCCAUGCUAUUGAAUGCUUAAAAACAAUAUGGAUGUCUGUUAAAUGUUUACAAGAAGGAACCAAAUAUCCAGAGAAAAGGGAUGAAAUAGACCUUAACAGAAUAAACGACUCGAAUAUAAGGGAUGUAAUUAUAGAAUUCAACAAUACAUUUGUUGCUGCUGACAAUGGAGAUCCAGAUAAUCAAACAUUCUGUAUGGGAAUGGUUUUUCCUGCAAACUGUACAAACUACUAUGGGCCUCAUCCAAUCGAUUGUUUAGAAACAAUAUGGUUGUCUGUUAAAUGUUUGGCACAAGGUAGCAAAUAUCCCGAAAAGCGAGAUACAGCAGAUUUGAAUCGAUUAGAUACUUUCGAUAUAAGAGAAGUUGCCCUGGAAUUCAAUAAUACUUUUCUUUCUGCUGACAAUGGUGAUCCGGAUAAUCAAACUUUUUGUCUUGGUAUUGUUUACCCUUCCAAUUGCUCAAACUACUAUGGCCCUCACUCGAUUGAAUGUUUAGAAUCAAUUUGGUUGUCUGCUAAAUGCCUUAAAGAAGGAACUAUGUAUCCAGAUAAGAGAGAUGAAACUGAUUUAAAUCGUCUUGAUGAACUGAAUAUAAGAGAAGUUGUCACAGAAUUCAAUGAUACAUUUAUUGCUGCUGACAAUGGGGAUUCAGAUAAUCAGACAUUUUGCUUGGGUUUGGUGUUUCCUACGAAUUGUACAAAUUACUAUGGUCCUCAUUCAAUUGAUUGCUUGGAAACAUUGUGGUUGUCUGCUAAAUGCUUAGUGGAAGGAAUCAAAUAUCCUGAAAAACGAAAUACAGAAGAACUGAGUCGUUUGGAUACUCUAAAUAUAAGAGAAGUAACUUUGGAAUUUAACAAUACUUUCAUUUCUGCUGACAAUGGUAAUUCCGAAAAUCAGUCAUUUUGUCUUGGUAUUGUUUAUCCCAAGAAUUGUACAAACUACUAUGGCCCUCAUUCAGUUGAAUGUUUAGCAACAAUGUGGUUGUCUGCUAAAUGUUUGGAAGAAGGAACCAAGUAUCCAAAUAAGAGAGAUACUACUGAUUUGGCUAGAUUGGAUGAACUAAAUAUAAGAGAAAUAAUUAUGGAAUUUAAUGAAACGUUUUUUGCUGCUGAAAAUGGAAAACCAGAUAAUCAAACAUUUUGUCUUGGUUUGGUGUUCCCUGUGAAUUGUACAAAUUAUUAUGGCCCACAUUCAAUUGAUUGCUUGAAAACAAUGUGGUUGUCUGCCAACUGUUUAGAAGAAGGAACAAAAUAUCCAGUAAAGCGAAAUACAGAAGAUUUGAAUCGUUUGAAUGCUUUGACUAUAAGAGAAGUAUCUAUGGAAUUCAAUAAUACUUUUAUUUCGGCUGAUGAUGGUGAUCCGGAAAAUCAAACUUUUUGCCUUGGUAUUGUUUAUCCCGCCAAUUGUACAAAUUACUAUGGUCCUCAUUCAGUCGAAUGUUUGGAAACAAUUUGGUUGUCUGCUCAAUGUUUGGAAGAAGGAAGCAAAUAUCCAGAAAAGAGAGAUGAAACAGAUUUAGAUCGUUUAGAUGAAUUAAAUAUAAGGGAAAUAAUCUUGGAAUUCAAUAAUACAUUUAUUGCUGCUGACAAUGGAGAUCCAGACAAUCAAACAUUUUGCCUUGGAUUGGUGUUUCCUGCGAACUGUACAAAUUACUAUGGACCUCAUUCAAUUGAUUGUUUGGAAACAAUCUGGUUGGCUGCAAAAUGUUUAGAAGAAGGAAGCAAAUAUCCAGUAAAACGAAAUACAGAUGAUUUAAUUCGUUUGGAUACAUUGGAUAUAAGGGAUGUAACUGAGGAAUUCAAUAAUACAUUCAUUUCUGCUGAUGAUGGUGAUCCACAAAAUCAAACUUUUUGUCUUGGUAUUGUUUAUCCUACCAAUUGUUCAAAUUACUAUGGUCCUCACUCGAUUGAAUGUCUAGAAACGAUAUGGUUACUAGCUAAAUGUUUAGAAGAAGGAAGCAAAUAUCCAGAAAAGAGAGAUGAAAUUGAUUUGAAUCGGAUAGAUGAACUAAAUAUAAGAGAAGUAAUUGAAGAAUUUAAUGAAACAUUUAUUGCUGCUGACAGUGGAGAUCCAAAUAAUCAAACGUUUUGUCUUGGAUUGGUAUUUCCUGCAAAUUGUACAAAUUACUAUGGCCCCCAUUCAAUUGAUUGUUUGGAAACAAUCUGGUUGGCUGCAAAAUGUUUAGAAGAAGGAAGCAAAUAUCCAGUAAAACGAAAUACAGAGGAUCUAAAUCGUUUGGAUUCAUUGGAUAUAAGGGAAGUCACCAAAGAAUUUAAUACUUCAUUCAUUUCUGCUGAUGAUGGCGAUCAAGCAAAUCAAACGUUUUGUCUUGGUAUCGUUUAUCCUACCAAUUGUUCGAAUUACUAUGGUCCUCACUCAGUUGAAUGUUUGGAAACAAUAUGGUUAUUAGCUAAAUGUUUAGAAGAAGGAAGCAAGUAUCCAGAAAAAAGAGGGGAAACUGAUUUGGACCGUUUAGAUGAACUAAAUAUAAGAGAAGUGAUUGAGGAAUUCAAUGAAACAUUUAUUGCUGCUGACAAUGGAGAUCCAGAUAAUCAAACAUUUUGUCUUGGAUUGGUAUUUCCUGCAAACUGUACAAAUUACUACGGCCCUCAUUCAAUUGAUUGUUUGGAAACAAUCUGGUUAUCUGCAAAAUGUUUAGAGGAAGGAAGCAAAUAUCCAGUAAAACGAAUUACAGCAGAUCUAAAUCGUUUGGAUACAUUGGAUAUAAGGGAAGUUACUGAGGAAUUUAAUAAUACAUUCAUUUCUGCUGAUGAUGGUGAUCCAGAAAAUCAAACUUUUUGUCUUGGUAUAGUUUAUCCUACCAAUUGUUCGAAUUACUAUGGUCCUCACUCAGUUGAAUGUUUGGAAACGAUAUGGUUAUUAGCUAAAUGUUUAGAAGAAGGAAGCAAAUAUCCAGAAAAGAUAGGGGGAACUGAGUUGAACCGUUUAGAUGAACUAAAUAUAAGAGAAGUAAUUAAGGAAUUCAAUGAAACAUUUAUUGCUGCUGACAAUGGAGAUCCAGAUAAUCAAACAUUUUGUCUUGGAUUGGUAUUUCCUGCAAAUUGUACAAAUUACUAUGGCCCUCAUUCAAUUGAUUGUUUGGAAACAAUCUGGUUGGCUGCAAAAUGUUUGGAAGAAGGAAGCAAAUAUCCAGUGAAACGAAAUACAGAAGAUCUAAGUCGUUUAAAUACUCAGGAUAUAAGGGAGAUUACUAUGGAAUUCAACAAUACUUUUAUUUCUGCUGAUGAUGGUAAUCCAGAAAAUCAAACUUUUUGCCUCGGUAUCGUUUAUCCUGCUAAUUGCUCAAAUUACUAUGGACCUCACUCUAUUGAUUGUCUGGAUACAAUCUGGAUAUCUGCUAAAUGUUUAGAAGAAGGAAGCAAAUAUCCUGAAAAGAGAGAUGAAACUGAUUUGAAUCGUUUAGAUGAACUAAAUAUAAGGGAAGUAACCAAAGAAUUCAAUGAAACAUUUAUUGCUGCUGACAAUGGAGAUGCAGAUAAUCAAACCUUCUGCCUUGGUUUGGUAUUUCCAACUAAUUGUACAAACUACUAUGGUCCUCACUCCAUUGAUUGCCUGGGAACAAUCUGGUUGGCUGCAAAAUGUUUAGAAGAAGGUAGCAAGUAUCCAGUGAAGCGAAAUACUGAAGAUCUGAAUCGAUUGGAUACCCUAAAUAUAAGGGAAGUUACAACAGAAUUCAACAAUACUUUUAUUUCUGCCGAUGAUGGUGAUCCAGAAAAUCAAAAUUUUUGCCUUGGAAUUGUGUAUCCUACUAAUUGUUCAAACUACUAUGGCCCUCACUCUGUUGAAUGCCUUGUAACGAUAUGGUUGUCUGCAAAAUGUUUAGAAGAAGGAACUAAAUAUCCAGAUAAGAGAGAUGAAACUGAACUAGAUAGACUGGACGAAUUGAAUAUAAGAGAGGUGAUUUUGGAAUUCAAUGAAACAUUCUUAGCUGCUGAUCAUGGAGAUCCUGACAACCAGACAUUUUGUCUAGGCUUGGUGUUUCCUGCCAAUUGUUCAAACUACUAUGGUCCUCAUUCAAUUUUUUGCUUGGAAACAAUAUGGUUGUCUGCUAAAUGCUUAGAAGAAGGAAGCAAAUAUCCUAAAAAACGAAAUACAGAAGAUCUGAAUCGUUUGGAUACAUUGGAUAUAAGACAAGUCACUCUAGAAUUCAAUCAUACUUUUAUUUCUGCUGACAAUGGUGAUGCAGAUAACCAGACCUUCUGUCUUGGUAUAGUUUAUCCUGCGAACUGUACAAAUUACUACGGCCCUCACUCUGUUGAAUGUCUGAAAACAAUGUGGUUAACUGCCAAGUGUUUGGAAGAAGGCAGCAAAUAUCCAGAAAAGAGAGAUGACACUGAUUUGGAUCGUUUAGAUGAACUAAAUAUAAGGGAAAUAGUUGAAGAAUUCAAUGAAACUUUUAUUGCUGCUGACAAUGGAGACCCAGACAAUCAGACAUUCUGUCUUGGCUUGGUGUUCCCUGCUAAUUGUACAAACUACUAUGGUCCUCAUUCAAUUGAUUGCUUAGAAACCAUAUGGUUGUCUGCUAAGUGUUUAGAAGAAGGAAGCAAAUAUCCAGAAAAGAGAGAUGAAACUGAUUUGGAUCGUUUAGAUAUUUUAAAUAUAAGGGAAAUAACUCUGGAAUUUAACAACACUUUUGUAUCUGCUGACAAUGGAGAUGAAGAUAAUCAGACAUUCUGUCUUGGUAUUGUGUAUCCAACUGAUUGCACAAACUACUAUGGCCCGCAUUCUGUUGAAUGCCUAAAUACAAUAUGGUUGUCUUCAAGAUGCUUAGAAGAAGGAAGCAAAUAUCCAGAAAAGAGAGAUGAAAAUGAACUGGACUUAUUGGAUGAACUGAAUAUGAGGGAAGUAAUCUGGAAAUUCAAUGAAACAUUCAAUGCUGCUGAUGAUGGAGAUUUGGAUAAUCAGACAUUUUGUUUUGGUAUAGUCUUCCCUGCAAAUUGUACAAACUACUAUGGCCCUCACACUGUCGAUUGCUUGGAAACAAUCUGGUUGUCUGCUAAAUGUUUAGAAGAAGGAAGUAAAUUUCCUGAAAAACGGAAUUCAGAAGAUUUAAACCGAUUGGAUACUUCAAAUAUAAGAGAAGUGACGCUUGAAUUCAACAAUUCAUUUAGUGCUGCUGACAGUGGGGACAUAGCAAAUCAGACAUUCUGUCUUGGUAUCAUCUAUCCUUCUAAUUGUACAAACUACUAUGGGCCGCAUUCUGUUCAUUGUUUGGGAACAAUAUGGUUUUCUGCUAAAUGUUUAGAAGAAGGAAGCAAAUAUCCAGAAAAAAGGGAUGAAGUUGAAUUAGACCGCAUUGAUGAUUUGAAUAUCCGCGAAGUUAUUGGAGAGUUUAAUAAUACUUUUAUUGCUGCUGACAAUGGAGAUCCAGAUAAUCAAACAUAUUGUCUUGGUGUAGUUUAUCCAUCCAAUUGCACAAAUUACUAUGGUCCACAUGAUGUUGAAUGUUUGAUCACAAUAUGGAUGAGUGUCUCAUGCCUUCCUGAAGGUUACAAAUAUCCUGAAAAACUUACUACUGAUCAGCAUGAAGACUUGGAUGUAAUGAAUUUAAGAAAUAUUAAAGAUUUAUUCAAUGCAACUUUUUUGUCAGCAGAGAGUGGUUUUGUUACAGACCAGCUUAACUGUUUUGGAAUGGUUUAUCCUUCAAAUUGUACAAACUAUUAUGGACCUCACCCUGUUAAAUGCUUGGAAACUAUAUGGUUGUCUGCUAAAUGUUUGAAAGAGGGAUCUAAAUAUCCAAAUAAGAGAAAUGAAACUGAUCUAACUCGUUUAGAUGAACUAAAUAUAAGGGAGAUAAUUUUGGAAUUUAACAACUCAUUUCUUGCAGCUGACAAUGGAGAUUCAGAACACCAGUCUAUUUGCCUUGGCUUGGUUUUCCCCACUAACUGUACUAACUACUACGGACCCCAUUCUAUUGAAUGCUUAUCAACAAUAUGGUUGUCUGCUAGAUGUUUGAUUGAAGGAACCAAAUAUCCCAAUAAGCUUGAUUCGGAAUAUUUGAAGCAUUUGGACACUUUGGACAUAAGGGAGGUGACAGAAAAGUUCAAUAACACAUUUUUGUCGGCGGAUAGUGGAAACACAGCUAAUCAAAGUUUUUGCCUUGGAAUUGUUUAUCCUGCGAACUGUACAAAUUAUUAUGGACCUCAUUCCAUUGAAUGUUUGCUAACGAUAUGGUUAUCUGUAAACUGUCUGGCUGAAGGCAGCAAGUAUCCAUCUAAUCGUGAUGCUGAAGAUUUGCAUCGUUUGGACCAAAUGAAUCUGAGGGAAGUGAUUAAUGAAUUCAACCAAACCUUCACAAUUGCUGAUGCUGGUAAUCAGUCUUACCAAGAAUAUUGCUUUGGAUAUGUCUUUCCAUUGAAUUGCACCAACUAUUAUGGUCCACACAGUGUUGAAUGUCUGGAAACACUUUGGUAUAAUGCAACAUGUUUGCUGGAAGGAUAUAAUCAUCCUAAGAAUAUGACAUCAUAUGAACUCGAUAAUCUUGAUAAAAUGAAUUUAAGGGAAAUUGAGGAAGAGUUCAACUUCACAGCUUUUUCAGCAAACAAUGGCAGCAUUUUCUAUCAAGAAGAAUGUUAUGGAAUGGUUUAUCCUAUGCACUGCGUGGAGUACUAUGGACCACACCCAGUUGAAUGUCUAGUUGUAAUAUGGACUCAAGAAAAAUGUUUGUCAAAUGGACAUGAAUACCCAAGAAAACUUGUAUCUGAGGAAAUCGAUGUUUUCAAUAAAAUGAAUCUGAGAGAAGUUGUAAAAGAUUUCAACAAUACACACAAUCUUGCUGAUGGUGGUGAUACUGCUGAACAACUUGCUUGCUUUGGACUGGUUUACCCGGAAAACUGCACAUUCUAUUAUGGACCACAUUCUGUUGAUUGUUUAAUUACAAUGUGGGUAAAUGCUACAUGUUUAUACGAAGGAUAUGAUUAUCCAACUAAUCUGACAAUCAAUGAAAAGGUUGAAUUAGAUGAAAUAGAUAUCAGAAAUGUAACAGAAUUAUUUAAUGAAACCGCAUUUUCCGCCAACAAUGGAAAUGUUUCAAGUCAGCUGGAAUGUUUUGGAUUAGAAUAUCCAGCUAAUUGUACAGAUUACUAUGGUCCUCAUUCAGUUGAUUGUUUGAUAACAAUGUGGCUUUCGAUUAACUGCUUACAUAAAGGAACAAAAUUUCCCAGCAAACUUACUGCAGAUGAGUUGGAUAAAUAUAACCAGAUGAACCUAAGAGAAAUUCUGAACGAAUACAACACAACGUUCACUGUGGCAGACUCGGGGAACAGUUCUAAGCAACUUGAGUGUUUUGGCAUAGUGUAUCCUGCUAAUUGUUCAAAUUACUAUGGGCCACACUCGGUUGAAUGUUUGGAGACAAUCUGGGAAAAUGCAACAUGUUUGAAGGAGGGAUAUAAUUAUCCACGUAAUCUCACAACAGAUGAACGUAACAUUUUGGAUGAAAUGAACUUGAAGGAAGUGGCUGAACUAUUCAAAUUUUAUGCUGAUACUGCUGAUCAGGGGAAUAUAACAAAUCAGUUUAAAUGCUUUGGGAUGAAGUAUCCUGAUAACUGCACUAAAUACUAUGGACCUAAUUCUCUAUCAUGUCUCGAAACAAUCUGGGAAUCAGUAGAUUGCCUCAUUGAAGGUUCAGGAUAUCCAAACAAGUUGGAAGCUGAUAAAAUUGAGGAAUAUGAUGAUGAUACUUUGAGAGAAAUAUUGGCAGAGUUUUCAAAUAAAAAACAGGGGGCUGAUAGUGGGAAUAGUAGCUUGCAGUUGUACUGUUUUGGGAUUGUCUAUCCUGCAAACUGCACUAAUUAUUAUGGACCACACUCAAUUGCAUGUCUUGAAACAAUAUGGGGUACUGCAUUGUGUCUUUCUGAUGGAUACAAAUAUCCUGAGAAUCGUACUGAAGAUGAAUUAAAAAAUUUGGACGCCAAGAAUUUGAGGGAGAUAGGUGGAAUAUUCAAUGAUACUGCAAAAGCAGCUGAUGAGGGUAACAUUACAAGUCAACAACACUGCUUUGGAAUGGUUUAUCCUGAAAAUUGCACUAAAUAUUAUGGACCAAAUUCUGUUGAAUGCCUCGUAACAAUAUGGGAUUCAGUAAAAUGUCUUGAAGAAGGAACUAAAUUUCCUGAGAAAUUAUCUCAGUUUGAAGUAGAAGAAUAUGGAACAAUGGAUCUGAGGAAAAUAAAUCAUAAUUUCACAACUAUAAAAGAAAAUGCAGAUAAUGAAAGUGCAGAGAUGCAGCUUGUUUGCUUUGGAAUUGUUUAUCCUGAAAAUUGUACAUACUAUUAUGGGCCUCAUUCAGUAGAAUGUUUGGAAACAAUUUGGGAGAUUGCUUAUUGCUUACCUGAAGGAUUCAAACAUCCAUUAAAACUUAAUGAGAGUGAGCAUGAUUAUUUGGAUGAACAAAAUCUCAGACAAGUUGGAACUUUGUUCAACUAUACUGCAAUAUCAGCUGAUAACGGUAGUGCUGUUGAUCAGUUGAACUGCUUUGGAAUGGUUUAUCCAUUGAACUGCACUAAAUACUAUGGACCUAAUUUUGUUGAAUGCUUGGAAACAAUAUGGAAAGAAGCAGAAUGUUUGAAACAAGGAACAUUGUAUCCAACCAAGUUAUCAUCUAAUCAAUUUCAAGUUCAUUCGGACAUGAACAUCCGAGAGAAUAUUCUUAACUUCACAAUGCUGAUGAAUGGGUCAGAUAAUGGGAAUGUGGAAAUGCAACUUCAAUGCUUUGGUCUCGUUUAUCCUAAAAAUUGCACCAAGUACUAUGGACCUCAUUCAAAUGAAUGUUUGAUAACAAUAUGGGAUAUCGCGAGUUGUGGGGAGGAAGGUGAUAAAUAUCCUAAAAACUUGACUUCUGAUGAGCAUGGAACUUUGGACGAAAUGAAUUUGAGGGAAGUUGGAUACUUUUUCAAUGCUACUUUUGCUUCUGCUGAUAAUGCUAGUAAAUCUCAUCAACUAAACUGUUUUGGAAUGGUUUAUCCUGAUAAUUGCACUACAUUUUAUGGUCCUAAUUCUGUUGAAUGCUAUAUAACUAUAUGGGAAUCUGUUGAAUGUCUUGAAGAAGGUCAUGGAUAUCCAACCAAACUGCCGUUAGAUCAGAUAAGCAAAUAUGAUAUGUGGAAUAUAAGAGAAGUGAUCGGCAAUUUUAGUGAUGUUAGACAAGAGGCAGAUUCUGAUAAUGAUGAAAUGCAAUUAAAAUGUUUUGGAAUGGAGUACCCUGAUAAUUGCACAAAGUAUUAUGGACCCCACAGUGUUGAGUGCUUGGAAACUAUUUGGGAUAUUGCAACUUGCUUACCAGAGGGUGAUGACUAUCCACAUAACCGAACACAAGAAGAACUAAAUGAUCUUGAUAUCUUAAAUUUAAGAGAACUUCAAAAAGCUUUCAACUCAACAGCUAUGGCUGCAGAUAAUUAUAGUGUUGAACAACAGCUUGAAUGUUUUGGAAUGGUUUAUCCUGAUAAUUGCACCAAGUACUAUGGACCACACACAGUAGAUUGUUUUAUAACAAUAUGGGAAGAAGAUGUUUGGUGUCUCAUAGAAGGAACAAAACAUCCAUCAAAGCUAAAUAUAACUGAGUUGGAUACAAAUAGUGAAUUGAAUCUGAGGGAUGUAGAAAGUGCAUUUCGCUUUAUAAGAUAUAAAGCUGAUAUUGAUAAAGAAGGAUCAUAUCAGAUGCAGUGUUAUGGAAUGCUGAUUCCAGAUUUGUGUACAUAUCACCCCAAUCUUACUGAUGAUUGCCUUCAUUUCAUUUGGACAAAUAUGACAAGAUGCGUUGAAAUGGGAACAGCUUAUCCUCUAACUAUUGAGCUUUCUACAAAAAAAUAUUUAUAUGAAAGAGCUCAUCUUAGAAAGGCUUUGGCAAUUAUGGCAGAUAACUCAACCGACCAAAUGGAAUGCUAUGGAUUUGUUUUUCCCCUCAACUGCACCUAUUUUCCAACUCACAAUAUGACUUGUUUGGAGGAGUUGUUUCGACAGGCUGGAUGUGAUCCUGUGGCAGGAUCAGUACCUCAUGCAAAGUUGAAUUAUUACAAUGAAUCAAAUUUAUGGGACAUCUAUCAACACUUUAUAUUGAUUCAUGACCAAAAUUAUGCUGAUAAGUCAAAUGGUGUUUAUGCAGAAUCAUGUUUUAAACCUGAAUUCAUUGAGAUUUCUGAUGGUAUGAGUAUAUUGAUACACACAGAUAUGAAAACAUUCAAUGGAGCUCAUGAAUAUUGUAAAUCUCGAAAUGCUCUGAUGCAUUUCUCUAUUGAAAGUGAUGAUAUUCAAUCAAAAUUGCAGAAAAAAUUGCAUAACUCAAAUGAAUUUUUCGGUACAGACAAAUGGUGGAUUGGGCUUGAUGACUUAGAAAAUGAUGGUACAUUCCGGUGGGCCAGCAACAAAGAAUAUGAUAUUGAAAAUGAUUAUAAUAAAUGGGAUGUGAGUUUUACCAUGGAUCACAAUGAAAGACAUUGUGCAUCUUUCAACUCUGAAAAUGGCUUUCGUUGGUCACUUGAUAAUUGUGAUGAAGUAUUUUCAUUCAUAUGCAUGGAUGUCACUUGCAAGUAUAGAGCUGACUACAUUCUUCCUGAAGAGGCACCAUGCAAAUCAAGUUGUAAAAAGCAUUUCACUUGUGUAAAUGAAGAAUGUGUAUGCAAUGACAUGUACACUGGUGAAAAUUGUACAAUAUUGAAAGGAUUUCCGGCAUCUAUGGAAUAUGAAAUGUUCAAUAAAUCUUAUGUUUUCUUUGAAGAACAAUUGACCUGGAAAGAUGCUUCUGAUUACUGUGAAGGGAUAUGGGGCCGUUUGGCGAAUCCUAAAACCCAAGAAAUUCAUGAAUGGUUAGUUGAAAAAAUGAUGCAAUCAAACUACACAAAUGCUUCAGCUGUUUGGCUAGGAAUGAAUGAUACAGGAACGGAAGGCAGUUGGUAUUUUUCUGAUGGAGAGAGAGUCAAUCCACCUCCAGAUUUUUCUGAAAUGUUAAAAAAGAUGUACGAUAGAAAAAUUCCGUGGUAUGAAAGAAAUUCAACGCUAGUGGAUCAGUUUUACAUUCUAUGGGGUGACUCAUUCUAUGGUAACUUUACUGAACAGGAAGAGUUUUGUUCUGAUUUGAACGGAACUCUUGUUAAUAUUACUUCUGAAGAAAUCAAUUAUGCCGUUGGAAAACAUGUUCAUGAUCUUUAUAAUAUCUGGAAAGAAAAAGGUCCCACAUCAGCUCCUGGAAAUGAGUAUGGAAAUUAUUUCUUCGCACUGACUGGUGAUGAAAAUGAUCUUGCAAUUUGGAGGCAGGCUGAUGGUCAGCAAGUGUAUAUCCAUGAAAAUUGGUAUAGAAAAAUGUAUCUACCAGUUCCUGACAAGGAGGAUUUUGCACCUUUUCAAAAAUGGCAAACUUGGUCAGAUCCUAAUGGUGACCUUGAUUUUGAACGGCAACACUGUGCUUCCAUCCAAUCAAACAUGAACUGGAUUGAUCAAUUUUGUUCACGAAGACUACCCGCUAUGUGUGAAUUUGGUCCUUUUCCUUUUGAACGCUGGCACAAUCGUGGUAGAAACUCAUCUGAACCAAACAAUGCAUGGUGUGAUGAACAUUGUGCUGGAAUGAAUUUGAAUGUAACUCAUCCAAUGUGGAAUGAUUACCAUUGUAUAAGAAAAUUUCCAUUUGUUUGUGAAGUUGAAAUGCCCACAGGAUGCACGCACAAUCCUCCCAUAGAAGAUGGAUGUAUUAUCAAUUUGUUUUCAGAGGCUGGUUGUGAGGAAGAAGGACAUGGUCCUGUUAUGGACUUUGAUAUGUUUUCUGAAGACACAUCACUGAUUGUGCUCUAUGAAUUAAAUGAUAUUAAAGAACUUGCUGACAGUGACAUGGAAUUCGGAUUGUAUUCUGAAGCCUGUUAUGAACCAGAAUUUGUUAAAGUCACUUUGCCAAGUAAAAAGGAGGUUGAGCUGCUUUUUCACAUCAAAAAUAAAACAUAUGAAGAAGCAAAAAGUAUUGUGCAGACGAAGAUGCAAUUUUAAUCAUGGCUGCAGAACAAGAAAUUCUUGAUUAUGUUUACAAGAAAAUCAAUCUAUCAGCCGAAGAUCUUGGAACAAAAUACUGGUGGAUUGGACUUACAGACAGAGAAACUGAAGGUGUGUUUAUCUGGUCCAGUGGUCAACCAUUUG